Dioszegia hungarica is the source of this 1347-nucleotide messenger RNA. Its product is annotated as pyridoxal phosphate-dependent transferase. Gene Ontology annotation, biological process: biosynthetic process. Gene Ontology annotation, cellular component: cytoplasm; mitochondrion. Gene Ontology annotation, molecular function: pyridoxal phosphate binding; L-kynurenine:2-oxoglutarate transaminase activity. Bases 1 to 1347 code for a protein of 448 amino acids. The transcript is spliced from 7 exons. NCBI's taxonomy places the organism in Eukaryota, Fungi, Basidiomycota, Tremellomycetes, Tremellales, Bulleribasidiaceae. The record is from RefSeq and is a predicted model, not a curated record.
AUGGCGUCCAGGUCGGCGACCAUCCCGCAGGCGGAGCGGCUGUUUGAUGGGAACAUGCACAAGUCGGAUGUUUGGUCCAUCUUCACCCCCGCCAAUGUCCCCGCAGACACCAUCAACCUCGGCCAGGGGUUCAUGAACUGGGCUCCACCCCGGUGGAUCAUGGACGGCCUCCACGAAGCCAUGACGUCCGAAGUCAUGAUCAACCACUACUGUCACCCUCGGGGCCGGCCAAAGCUCAUCAAGGCGUUGAAGAACCACUUUUCGCCCAAAUUUGAGAAUCUCGUCAAGGAGGGCAGGGAGUUGAAGGAUACCGAGAUCAUGGCUUCGGCGGGGGCGAACUGCGGCACGUACGCCGCACUGGUCGCCCACGUCAACCCAGGCGAAGAAGUCAUCCUCUUCGAACCCUUCUUUGACCAAUACUUUGCAUCCAUCAAAUUCCAAGGCGCCAACCCCGUCUACGUCCCCCUCCACCCACCCACAUCCACCACCGGCAUCACCUCCGGCGCCGACUGGUCCAUCGACUUUACCGAGCUCCGGAAGGCCUUUGGACCCAAAACAAAAGCCAUCAUCGUCAAUACGCCACACAACCCCAUUGGCAAAGUCUUCACCCGGGACGAAUUGACCAAGAUUGCCGAGCUGUGCGUCGAGUUCAACGUCAUGUGCCUCGCGGACGAGGUGUAUGAUUGUAUGCUGUAUGAUAAUGUGGAGCAUGUAAGGAUGGCGAGUCUGCCGGGGAUGUGGGAGCGGACGAUCACGAUUGGGUCGGGAGGGAAAUCGUUCGCUGCUACCGGAUGGAGAAUCGGAUGGCUCAUCGGCGACACCCCCCUCAUAUCCGCCACCCUCGCCGCCCACUCCCGCCUCGUCUUCUGCACCAACGCCCCCCUCCAAGACGCUGUCGCCCUCGGUCUCGACCACGCCGCCGAGCACUCGUUCUGGGAAGAUCAACUCUCGGCAUACCAAGAACGCCGCGAUAUCCUGUGCUCGUAUUUCGACCAGCUCGGCCUGAGCUACACGAAGCCAGAAGGAAGCUACUUUGUGUUGGUGGAUAUGAGUCCGGUACAGGUGCCCGAGAGCUUUGAGGUGCCGAAAUUCUUGACGGAUGGAGGGAGGGGGAAGGACUUUGUGAAAUGUUGGUGGAUGUGUCAGGAGAUUGGGGUGGUGGGGAUCCCGCCCUCUGAGUUCUACUGCAAAGAACAUGAAAAGAUCGGAGAACGUUUCGCUCGAUUCGCAUUCUGCAAAGACCCAGAACUCCUCCAUGCCGCCGGCAAGCGCUUGCUCAGGCUCAAAGAGUACAUGGAUCCGUUACACAAGACCGGGGCGAACGGGGCGAACGGGACGGCUGCAUGA